AUGCUUCAACUCAAAGUUACCGUCCUACAAUGUUCCAACCUCCCCGUGAUGGACACCUUCUCCAAAAGUUGUGAUUCCUAUGUCAAAUUAUGGGCCAUCCACUACAAUGAUUCGCAUUUGUAUCCAAAUACUGACACUUGGCAGGAACCUUCCGAUUCUUCACUCGUCAAGAAAACAAAAGUCGUCAAGAAGAAUUUAAAUCCAGUUUUUGAAAAUGAGAGUUUUGUAUUCGAUUUUCCUAAUUUUGAUUUGGCGAGUGAUUCAUCUUCUGUGAAUUUGGAUCCGAUGGAUUCCUUGUUGAUGAUUAAAGUGAUGGAUUACGAUCGAAUUACGAGAGAUGAAGAGAUUGGAUUUGUAUUAUUGCAAUUCUUUGGUAUGAAUCUCAAGCUUGGUGAACGAUUGCAACAAACCUUCGAAUUGGUCGGAGCAAAAUCUGGAACCAUCGAAUUGGCCAUCGAAGCGAUUCAAUCCGUAUCCUCCAACUCUCAGAAUCGACAGGAUUACACCUCUCCUCCUCCGUAUCCAAUUUCGACACCAAUUACUGAAUUGUUUGGUCCAACUUUUCUCACCGUAGGUCCCGUGUUGGGAGUUGUGAAAUCGACAUCGGCUCGUGUAUUGAUUGAAUGUUCAAAAGCCACUACCUUACAAGUGGAAUGUAUUGAAAUUGAAUCGAGAAGUCACAUUGGUGUCAAAAAGGAAUAUCUUGACACGAUGGAAUGUAUUUCACACUCUGAAAAUACUCUCGGAAAAUCCUACAAGGAAUUAAUGUGUAAGAGCUUAAUGGGUCGUCUAUUGAAAUCAACCACUGGUGGUUCUCUCUCAAGUUCUGACUUUGUCAAUGAGAAGAAUAUUGUUCUCAAAAUGGUUCACGUUCCAAAAAGUAACGUUCCAUUUGUUUUCACUUUGGAUGGAUUGAAACCUGAUCAUGUCUACAUGAUUCGAUUUACCAAUAUUUUCAAUCGAGAUCACAGAAUUGGAAUUAUCAAAACCAUGGCCGAUGAUUCUCUCGUAGUGUCAUCUCUCCAGAAAAAAGUUGCCUUGCCACAUUUUCUCAAUGUCGCAUGUUUGAGUUGUAAUUUUAUCGAACGUAGAAAUCCCGAAAAGGAUAUGUGGCAACGUAUGAAAAUUUGUAAAGGUCGAAAUCAAGUCUCUCCUCAAGAAGAAGAAGCCAUUAAGGAAAAUUUCAGAAAAUAUUAUCGUCUCAAUUGGAAUCAUCCUGCAACACGAAGAUUUAUUUCACAAGUGAGCAAUUUAAUGAUUUUGGACGAUCAUGAAAUUCGUGACGAUUGGGGAUCCAAUGAAGCCGACAAACGCAAAGACACACCAGAAUAUUAUGUUGGAUCAUUGGCAAGACAAGUCUAUUGGGAAUAUCAACGAGCAUUACGUGAAGAUAUUGACGAUCGUGUCCGAAUGUCCAACAAACAUGAAGCAUAUUAUCACAUCAUUGGAGAUGUUGGAAUUUUGGUGUUGGAUUUGAGAGCUGCGAGAAGUUUUUUAUCCAGCAAUGCAGGUGAUAAGAUUUUCUUGGGAGAGGAUCAAUGGAAUGAUUUGAAUUCAUGGUUAUUUGGAACACAACAAGGAUCAUCUCCUCUCUCGACACCUCAAAUCAAAUCUCUCAUUGUGGUAUGCUCGGUUCCCUUAAUUUUCCUUAAUAAGAAAUUGACAGAGGCAUUACCUAAAAUGAGAUCCGAUUUGGAUGAUUUCAGAGAUCACUGGACCUUUGGAAAACAAUAUCCAGAACAAAUUGAUUUAUUAGAAAUGAUUCGAAAAUGGAUUUCUUCACAUCCCAAUCGAAAUUGUGUCGUGUUAGGAGGCGAUGUUCACAUUGGAGGUUCAACUACCAUUAAAAAAGAUGGAAAGAUUGUGUGUGAACAAUUGACAAGUAGUGCCGUGUGUAAUAUUGAAAUGUCCUUUACUGAAAAUGCAGUAUUGAAGUUUAUGAUCAAAGUGAGUGAAACUUUGAGAGAAGGAUGGACUUUUAAACAUCAUCAAUGGACCAAGGAUAAUAAUUAUGGAAUUGUGCAUAUUGCAACGACGGAAAAGGAUGAAAAACCAAGCAUUCAUGCUUAUUUGAAUACUUUUGACAAGUCUUACAUUUAUCAAUAA
This is a messenger RNA of Naegleria lovaniensis, 2106 nucleotides long. RefSeq lists its product as uncharacterized. The record is from RefSeq and is a predicted model, not a curated record. The transcript has 3 exons. Bases 1 to 2106 code for a protein of 701 amino acids. NCBI's taxonomy places the organism in Eukaryota, Heterolobosea, Eutetramitea, Acrasida, Naegleriidae.